Lithohypha guttulata is the source of this 1650-nucleotide messenger RNA. RefSeq lists its product as uncharacterized. Gene Ontology annotation, cellular component: plasma membrane. Gene Ontology annotation, molecular function: transmembrane transporter activity. The transcript is spliced from 2 exons. Gene Ontology annotation, biological process: transmembrane transport. The record is from RefSeq and is a predicted model, not a curated record. Lineage: Eukaryota; Fungi; Ascomycota; Eurotiomycetes; Chaetothyriales; Trichomeriaceae. Bases 1 to 1650 code for a protein of 549 amino acids.
AUGAAUGCUCAGAAGGACAUUACAGGCAGCACAUCUGCAGUCCCUUCAGUAGCUACUCAAACUGCAGUUGCUAUCCCAGGUCAGCCCCAGGAACAGCUUGAGAUUGAGGAAUCUGGUUCGAGCCAGGACGAAGUCGUCUAUCCUACUGGCGCCAAAUUAUGGCUCAACGUGGGAUCGUUCAUGGUCGUCAAUUUUGUGCGCAGCAUUGAUAUAACAAUCGUGGCAGUUGCAGUCCCUAGUCUCACCAAUGAAUUCAAGUCCAUCAAUGAUAUUGGUUGGUAUAAUGCUGCCUUCAUGGUAACCGGCAGCGCCACGAUACUUUUCUUCGGCAAGCUCUACACUCUCUUCAGUCCGAAAAGCCUAUACCUUACAUCGAUUGUCAUAUCCUGGGUUGGCUGCCUGAUAUGCACAUUCGCUAAAACCUCCAAGGUCUUUAUUCUGGGCCGCGCUAUUGCUGGUCUGGGCAAUGCGUGUCAAGGUGCUGGACUGAUCACUUUGCUUAACAUGAUGUUUCCACUCGCGAAACAACCCAAAUGGUAUGGCAUGAUCAACUUCGUUGGUAGUGCCGGUUUAGUGUCAGGUCCUCUUGUUGGUGGUCUCCUGAUUGAAGCGUUCAACUGGCGAGCAUGCUUCGGCAUUAACAUACCUCUCAACGCAAUCUGUCUGGCCAUUGCGGCUUACAGCGUGCAGAAUAAUAUUAACAACCCGGACACAGAGUUACCCAUUAGAGAGAAACUUAAGCGACUUGACCUUAGAGGUUCGCUUGUCUUUGUGCCAGCAUUGACGUUUUUGCUGAUGGGACUAACCUGGGGUGGCGCCAAAUACGGUUGGAAAGAUCCUCGUAUCAUCGUUCUGUUUGUCCUGUCUGUGGUACUGCUGACACUCUUCGCUUACCUCCAGCAUCGCUCUGGAGAUGAAGCAACCGUGCCGCCCAGGAUUGCAAUGCAACGAAGUAUAUUGGCAGGUGCUCUUUUCUGCAUGUGCUGUGACGGCACAUUAGCAGUAACUGAGAAUUAUCUGUCAGUAUAUUUUCAAGGCAUCAAGGGUGUAUCGCCAGCCAAGUCCGGCCUGCUCGGUCUACCCAUGAUUGCAGGUUUAAUGGCAGCGAGCCUCUUAUAUGGCUGGGGGACAACGUAUAUUGGCUAUUACACUCCUUUCAUGGUCGCCACGUCAGUCCUGGCACCCAUUGGUAGUGGUCUCUUGACCACACUCGACCUCGACUCUCAGCUUGGCAAAGCAGCGGGUCUGAUGGGACUGCUAGGCUUUGGCCUUGGACUUGGCAUGCAAGCACCAUUGACAGCUGUCACUGCCACGCUCAGGCCGAAAGAAGUGUCCAUUGGCGGUGCCAUUCUUGGCUUCGGAGCUGGCAUGGGAUCUGCUGUGUUCUCUUCUGCAACGGCCGUUCUGUUUCAAGGCCGUUUGCGCGAUGAGAUUAGCCGUUCUGCUCCAGGGACAAACGUGACCACUAUCGAGCAUGCUGGCCUUUCGGACAUUCGGAGAACGAUCGGUCCAGAUCGGUUGAAAUAUGUCUUGGUCGGUUACGACAAAGCUGUCAUACAGACACUGUACAUUCCGCUAGGGUUGACCUUGCUGACCAUUCUUGGUACCGGCUUGACGGAAUGGCGCUCUAUCAAGAAGAAGCAGGCCUGA